ACAGUUGGCCUUCUGCAGGGUGAAGGUGACUCGUCUAGCCGCUGAGGGGUGAGCUGCAGAGAGGGAGCUGCGAGAAGCCAUCCGCUACUCGCACUCAUCCUGCAAGUUGAACAUUUUAGACCCUGUAGGAACAUCGACUAGAGCCUCCACCUCGGCUGCGACCUCGGGGGAUAUUAUAGAUAGGCUGUCCGCUGGGUUUUAUCAGUGGCUGUGUAUGCAUGUGUUCUGCUCCGAACGGGCGCAAGAACCGCCCCAGAUCCGCAGCGAACAUUUUUCAGCUCAGCAAACCACUGCAGAGGGACCCCGAACGCCGGGAGAGCACCGAGAGCACGCGGAAAGCCCAGCGGGCCGUAGGCGAAUGUAGGAUGACAGUCCAAGAUUUCAACACUCUCGUGGCGCUGUACCGAGAACAGGUCAUCACUAUUGGGGAGAUUUCGGCCGAUUGUCCCUCUUUACGCGAGGCGUUGCACCGCACCAGGACCAAAGGAUGUACCAUGGCCCAAGCUGCCCAUCAGAACCUCACCGUGAUAUCUGGAUCUGGGCCAGAGGAUGGGGAGAUCCACCCAGAGAUCUGCCGGCUCUUCAUUCAGCUGCAGUGCUGCCUGGAGAUGUUCAUCACGGAGAUGCUCAAAUCCAUGUGUCUACUGGGAGUGCUACAGCUCCACAGGAAAGGAAAAGAUUCAUACCCAGAGCCCAGGUUGGACUUCAAGAUGGAUGAGAGCUCUGAUGUGCCCAUUCUGGAGGAGCACUCCUCCUCACCUGUAGACUACCAACAUGAGUCCUGGCUGGUGUGCACCGAUAUUGAAAACAUAGAGAGGGACAUGCGAGAGAUGAGAAACCUGCUAAGCAAACUCAGGGAGACCAUGCCUUUACCACUGAAAACCCAAGAUGACAGCAGUCUGCUGAAUCUCACUCCAUAUCCGCUGGUCAGGCAGAGGAAGAGGCGCUUCUCUGGGUUCUGCUGCCUGGUGUCCAGCUGAGUGCCUGAUAGGUCCUGCAGACAGCAGCAAGGGGAACACACCAACCCUACCCAACAUCUUACAUGUUUUCCAACUUAUUACUGCC
Messenger RNA from Oncorhynchus nerka (sockeye salmon), 1065 nucleotides. RefSeq names its product regulator of G-protein signaling 7-binding protein B-like. The transcript is spliced from 6 exons. Gene Ontology annotation, cellular component: postsynapse; nucleus; neuron projection. Gene Ontology annotation, biological process: G protein-coupled receptor signaling pathway. Bases 219 to 980 code for a protein of 253 amino acids. The record is from RefSeq and is a predicted model, not a curated record. NCBI's taxonomy places the organism in Eukaryota, Metazoa, Chordata, Actinopteri, Salmoniformes, Salmonidae.